UAUUUAGACUUUUAAUUAAGAUUAACAUUUGCCUAUUGUAAGUGUUACUAUCUGAUAAGACAAAUGCUAGAUUUUUUUCCUUUUAUUAUCAACUAUUAUAUAUGUAUUUAUAUAUGUAUACACACACACAGAGAGAAAAGUACAGAUACACACACACAUCACACAAAGUUUAAUAAGUAAAUUAUAAAGCAAAUUCCUGUGUGACCCCAGGAGCUACAGCAGCCAUACUAGGCUUUUGAGCAGGAGUGACAAGAUAAGACCUGACAGGGUGGCCAAGGGGACUUGGGGAGGCAUCUGCAUCUUCCUGGUGAGGCAGGUUCAGGUUCAGGCAGGUUUGUGGCUUGGAGCAUGUGCUGGUGGGAGAGGAGGAGCUGAGGGGACGGGCCGGCGGGCCCCCGGGUCUGCUGGUAGGCUUAGAUGGCUGAAGGAGCCCAUCGAGGGGACCGCUGGAACGGGGCUGGCCGGCUGAGCUGGGCGGAGCAGGAGCGUGGUUUGGGGACCCUAGGCGGGGCAUGUCUUGGACCCCGUGGUAGGGCUCUCCUGGACAGUGGGGUGGAGAAGCUGGGCCUGGGCAGGCAGGGCUGAGGAGGCAGCUCCGGGAAGACAGCCGAGCGCUUCCCUCCCCACUCCUGGCCCCAGUUUGGAGCGCAGCUGGGAGCAGCUGGGGCGCCCGCCAGCCGCACUGUGUCUUUAAGAGGCCCCGCAUCUCUCCUUCCUGCCUCUGACGUCAGGGGUAGGGGAGGGCCGAGGAGAUUCGCUUUACUUUUCCUGGAAAGGGGAGGAGAUUGAAACCGAGUGACCUCAUGAUGGAAAGGGGAAGUCCGGGGGUGCAGGAGGCCCCUAAGUGAAGGUGGAGGCUAACAUGGGGUUCGGAACGACGGUGGCCGUCGGGCUGACCAUCUUUGUGCUCUCUGUCGUCACCGUCAUCAUCUGCCUCACCUGCUCCUGCUGCUGUCUGUACAAGAUGUGCCGCCGACCGCGCCCGGUCGUGACUACCACCACGGCCACCACAGUAGUGCACACCCCUUACUCGCAAGCUCCAAGUGUGCCGCCCAGCUACCCCGGACCAACGUACCAGGGCUACCACCCCAUGCCCCCCCAGCCAGGGAUGCCAGCAGCGCCGUACCCCACGCAGUACCCACCACCCUACCUGGCCCAGCCCAUGGGCCCCCCCGCCUACCAUGAGACAGUGGCUGGAGGUGCAGCCAUGCCCUACCCUGCAAGCCAGCCUCCUUACAAUCCAGCCUACAUGGACCCCCCGAAGGCGGCCCCCUGAGCACAACAUUGCAUCUCUGGCUGCCACUUGAUCUGUCAUGUGUGUGUGAAUGGGUAUGCAGGCACGGUCCUUUUCUCCCUGUGCGUGGUGUGUGUGUCCUGUUUGUACAUGAGGCUUCUUGUGAUCAAUGAGGGGCUGGGAACAAUUCUUGCCAGAGUUGCUGGGACCACACUCUGUUGCCUUCCUCACUCGAAAUUAUGCUUCCUGAAAUCUCAAGCAAAAUUCAAAGAACAGUUCUUUUCUAGACCACCCCCGGGAGAGCAAGUGGGGCUUGUCACACUAGGAUAGUACAGACUUUUGCCGGCAGGAUGCACACGUGUUCCAGUUUCUGCAGAAUGGCUAGCCAUUGCUCAAGGCCAUGGCUUGUCCCCAGGCUUGUCUUUGAAGAACCCGAGGAUGAUGCAGGCAGGUGGGUGAGGCUUGGGAACUGGCUACAGGUGGGUCUCAACCCUUAUGCAUAGCUCCCUGAGCCUGUGCCAUGCCCAGUGGAGGGUGGGCAGCCUCCUGAUAUCAAAACGCCUCAGGCAGAACCCCACCCUCCCCUGAGCGCUGUCUGCCUGGUCUGUGUUCUUGCAUCCCUCCUGGGACCACCUGGAGGCCCACAUUUACCCUCCGUCUGGCUGCCCUGGUUGGCUCUGGCCGCCACCUUAAGUGGGCAGGGUGGCCUCUGUCCACCUACACACUCAGGUGUCCUCCCUGCAGUGUUUUUGUUUUACUUUUAGCUAAGUAUUUUGCCUGUUUUCUGUUUCAAAAUGUGUGUAAUAGUUGUGUGAGGCUGAAACCCCUGGGUCCUGGAGGAAAAUUGCCCCAGAGAGCAGAGGAACUCUGAUGUCUGAUAGUCCCUGCUUCCCCAGCACCAGCCUCACAGGCUUUCCAGCUCCUGUACCCCAGGCCACAGUUUGUCUUGGCAGUGGGGACGCCUGGGCCAAGGUGUCGUCUGGACCAAAGGUGGAGGGGACCCUUGGUGGCUGCUCUUGGCCCAGACACAUACCUCGCUGUUCCCUAUCCCUCCGUUAACGUCUCACCACAUAGUAGCUUUGUACCUGUUGAUGUGUUUUGGAGUCUAGGGUCUGCACCCUUGUUUAUAAUAAAUCCAACUAUUUGGA
Molecule: messenger RNA, 2382 nt
Organism: Delphinapterus leucas (beluga whale)
Lineage: Eukaryota; Metazoa; Chordata; Mammalia; Artiodactyla; Monodontidae
Gene: SHISA5
Product: shisa family member 5
Source: RefSeq, a predicted model, not a curated record